Molecule: messenger RNA, 774 nt
Organism: Klebsormidium nitens
Lineage: Eukaryota; Viridiplantae; Streptophyta; Klebsormidiophyceae; Klebsormidiales; Klebsormidiaceae
Source: the annotation of a GenBank genome assembly
AUGCUAGCGUCCGCGCCAGCUGUCUUGCUUGGACUUGUGUGCCUCCUCCUCAGAGCACCACUCCUCGCGCCCGCCUUCACCAAAAGCAGCGCCAACGACGCGCGGGGCUUUGUCAGCAACCUCUUCUUCCAAGCUUGGGGGGCCUUUGCGGCCGGGGUGAACCAUCCGGUUGGGUUCACAGUCUUUGGGGAGCUCUCCUUUCUGGUCUUUGUCUGGGCGCUGCUUGCAAUUAUUGACCUGCGGACCAUGGCACUCGCGCAUAGGGCCAUUUGGCUGCAGCAGGCCUUUGAACGCUUUUUCGACGCAAUCAGAAUCUUGGUUACUUGUUGGGUACUGGGCGUGACGUACUCUUUGCGGCGCGGUAGUCCGCCCGGUUCGAGCCUCCGCCACCGCCGGCUGCGGGCCGCGUCGCGGGUCAACUACCUGGCCGCGGCCGCCCUUGGCGCGCUCUGGCGCAUGCGCACUCGCGUGCUCCUUGUCAAUGAUCGGACGCUAUUCUCGCAAGCGCUGAGGCUGCUGACGUCAGAGGGGUUCGCAGACACGUCAGAAAUUGCCGUGUGGUUCUUCAUGCUAGAUCUCGUUGGCCUCACUCUUUUGUCUGUGUAUUUCGCGCUGCUCGAGGACGGGCCUCGGGCGGCGCUGGGCACCAUGGCCGGGGCGCUCCUUCUGGGACCGGCACCGGCUUUUGCGAUUUAUUGUGCGUAUAGGGAGAAUGCGAUUCUGAAAGCGGUUGCGUCGGCCCAGGAAGCUGAAGAAGCUGCGAGGGCAGAAUAA